UCCCUCUCUCUCUCUCUCCAAAAGCCUGUUCGCUCUCACUUAUCGCCACCCUUCGCCCGAGCUCAAACCCUCCGAGAAUGGCGGAAACCACGUCCAUUGAAGAAGAGAGAGAAGGACACAACACUACAAUGGAGCCCCUUCUCCCUCGAGAACCCAUCACUACCACCAACGACGCUCCUCCCCACCCAAACCCCUCCAAACCCUCGCCCUCGUCCUCCAACGCCCUCGCCUUUUGGGCCUACUUCACCCUCUCCGUCUCCCUCCUCACUCUCCUCCUCUCUUCCCUCCUCCCCCUUCUCCUCUCCCCCCCCGACCAUCGGGCAUGGUUCCUCUCCUUACCCGACGAUCUCCGCCUCCAUUACUCCCAAGGUAAGCUCAUCAAAGCCUACCCUAACCCAUCCUCCCCUCCGAUCCAAGUUUUCGCCGUCGAGCACGGUCCACGGGAGGAGAGAGCCGAAGCCGUGCUCUUGGUCCACGGCUUGGGUUCCAGCUCCUACUCCUUCCGCCGCGUCCUCAGCUCCCUCGGCUCCCUUGGACUCCGAUCCGUGGCCAUCGAUCUCCCCGGCUCCGGCUUCUCGGAUAAUGUGGAAUUGGUGGGAAGUGGGGCGCGGGGUGGACUUUUUGGUAGGUUUUGGGAUGUGUACAGUGAGAUCAGAGAAAAGGGCUUCUUUUGGGCCUUUGAUCAGCUUAUCGAGACGGGGGAGAUACCUUAUGAAGAGAUCGGAAGGAGGUCUUCGCCGAGUCAUGGCGGCGAGGGAUUUUCUGGAUAUGGGUCGGCAGAAAUCGGCCGUGUUAUUGAGCAGGUUGUGGAUUCGAUGGCACUCGCACCCGUCCAUUUGGUGCUCCAUGAUUCGGCAUUGGGUCCGGGGACGAAUUGGGCUGCAAUGAAUCCCUCUGCCUUGCGAAGUGUUACUUUUAUAGAUACACUGGCAGAGAAUGUGGCUUUUCCUUCUUGGAUUUUGGGUGUGCCGGUGUUUGGAGAGCUGCUCCUGAGGUCUCGUAUGCUGUUUGCUGGGUUGCUAAGGUUGUGCUGUGCAAGAAGCAUGGACGAGUCAGCUGCUGAGGUUCAUAGGCUUCUUUUGAUGGGGAAGGAUAAGAAGAGAGCUGUAGUUGCCACAGGGAAAGCGUUAAAUUAUAGCUUUGAUUUGAGAGAGUGGAAGGAUCUGGAGGCAGUGAAAGAUAUGCCCUUACAGAUGCUCUGGUCAAAUAAUUGGUCGGAUAGAUGGAUUGAUGAAGCGCAGCGAGUUUCAUCUUCUAUUCCAUUUGCAAAAUUUGCUUACCAUUCAGGUGGGCGGUGGCCUCAGGAGGAUGCUGCUGAUGAGAUUUCUCAAAAUAUAGUCGACUUUGUAAACUCGUUACCAAGAUCCAUCAAGAAGGUAAAAGACGAACCUCUGCCAGAGCAUAUCCAGAAAAUGUUGGAGGAAGCAAACAGAGGGCAUUAUGAUCACCACGACCCUGGCCACCACCAUCACCACGAUGGUCGUCAUCAUCACGGUCAUGGUCACGGUCAUGGACAUGAGCAUGCUGCGGGCUAUAUGGGCAUGUAUGGCCUUGGUCAGGGAUGGGGUAGAUGAUUUGAAGUUGAAGGAUUUCUCCUCUCAAUUGAUGGAUAUCGGCUUUGCUGCAGUGUAUAGUCUUGCUGGUUCUAUAUGAAACAGUCGGAUGAGCAUGAGUGAGAAAGGUGUUUGUAUCGAGCUCUUCAACUUUGUCUAAUGAAGAUAUGCUCGGUCUGUUUUUAUCCUCUGGUUAUAAUACUUUUGUUGUGCCGCAUUACAUUACUGUUUCAACCAGUGGAGCAAUCAAGAGUGAGAUUCUUAGCAGAUUUAUUUAAGUGUUGCAUUGUUUGAAAUGUAAUCAACAUUAGUUAACCAAUGUAGCGACUAAAGCUCAUGUGUUGUCCGACCCUGAUGCAUCUGUAGUACAUGAUUCGAAAUGGUUUUGACCAAGUUAAGCGUCGCAUUUGGAAUCUGAAA
Molecule: messenger RNA, 1973 nt
Organism: Ananas comosus (pineapple)
Lineage: Eukaryota; Viridiplantae; Streptophyta; Magnoliopsida; Poales; Bromeliaceae
Product: protein AUXIN RESPONSE 4
Exons: 2
Coding region: 78-1574 (498 amino acids)
Molecular function (GO): catalytic activity
Source: RefSeq, a predicted model, not a curated record